This is a messenger RNA of Sorex araneus (European shrew), 1580 nucleotides long. RefSeq names its product Rab geranylgeranyltransferase subunit beta (gene RABGGTB). Bases 24 to 1118 code for a protein of 364 amino acids. Gene Ontology annotation, molecular function: Rab geranylgeranyltransferase activity. Gene Ontology annotation, cellular component: Rab-protein geranylgeranyltransferase complex. Gene Ontology annotation, biological process: protein geranylgeranylation. The transcript is spliced from 9 exons. The record is from RefSeq and is a predicted model, not a curated record. Lineage: Eukaryota; Metazoa; Chordata; Mammalia; Eulipotyphla; Soricidae.
GAAUCAGUGAGUCAAGAAAAGUUAUGACGGUUCUGGAAGCUAAGAGGGAAGUUCCUGCCCCUCCCAAAGCUGAAGCCAGAGCCACAGCUUUGAAGGCCAAGGAAGCAGUGCAGAAGGGACAGCAGGGCACCCCGCAGAAGGAUGUUAUUAUUAAACAGGAUGCACCAGACACCUUACUGUUGGAGAAACAUGCAGAUUAUAUUGCGUCUUAUGGAGCAAAGAAAGAUGACUACGAAUAUUGUAUGUCAGAAUAUUUGAGAAUGAGUGGCGUCUAUUGGGGCCUGACAGUGAUGGAUCUCAUGGGACAGCUUCAUCGCAUGAAUAGAGAGGAAAUUUUAACAUUCAUUAAAUCAUGUCAACAUGAAUGUGGUGGAAUAAGUGCUAGUAUUGGACAUGAUCCUCAUCUCCUGUAUACUCUUAGUGCUGUUCAGAUACUUACUCUGUAUGAUAGUAUUAAUGUGAUUGAUGUAAGCAAAGUUGUGGAAUAUGUUCAGAGUCUGCAGAAAGAAGAUGGUUCUUUUGCUGGAGACAUUUGGGGAGAAAUUGAUACAAGGUUUUCUUUCUGUGCGGUAGCAACUUUGGCUCUACUGGGGAAGUUGGACGCUAUUAAUGUGGAGAAGGCAAUUGAAUUCGUCUUGUCAUGUAUGAAUUUUGAUGGUGGAUUUGGUUGUAGGCCGGGAUCUGAGUCUCAUGCUGGGCAGAUCUAUUGUUGCACAGGAUUCCUGGCUAUUACUAGUCAGUUGCAUCAAGUAAAUUCUGACUUACUGGGUUGGUGGCUUUGUGAACGGCAGUUACCAUCAGGUGGACUCAAUGGAAGGCCAGAGAAGCUACCAGAUGUAUGUUAUUCAUGGUGGGUAUUGGCAUCCUUAAAGAUAAUUGGGAGACUUCAUUGGAUUGAUAGAGAGAAGCUGCGAACUUUCAUCUUAGCAUGUCAAGAUGAAGAAACUGGAGGAUUUGCAGACAGGCCUGGAGAUAUGGUGGAUCCUUUUCACACUUUAUUUGGAAUUGCUGGAUUAUCACUUUUGGGAGAAGAACAAAUUAAACCUGUUAGUCCUGUUUUCUGUAUGCCAGAAGAAGUGCUUCAGAGGGUAAAUGUUCAGCCUGAAUUAGUGAGCUAGACUGAUUAGUGCAAGAGUUGCUCAAUAUACUUUUCCCAUAUUAAUACUUGUUAAUGUAUUUAAAAAGUGCUUAUCAAACAUUACUGUUAAUAUUUUGUAUAGAAUUGUGUUGAUCUUAAUAUAUUAUUAAUAUAUAAUUAUACAUAUUGUAAAAUAAAAGACUAUCUUCAACUGUAAAUUUUUCUUUUGGAUUGCUUUUCUGAGUACGUUAUUUCACACUUCUGUGCUAUUUGUGUGUUGUCUCCAUUAGAGCUAUUAUGGUGGUUGUCACCAACCAGGGUUUGUCCUUGGCAUACCAUAUGGUCCCUUAACUCCCAUCAUGUGUGACCCCGAACACCUCUGGGUGUUGCGCCCAAACAAACUACUGAAGUCUAGCACUUGAUUUCUUUUUUCCAUAUGCAGUCUUCACAGAUAUAACAUGUGUUUGCUAAUGAGGAUAAUUAAAACUGAAUAAUGGCCUAA